This is a messenger RNA of Mya arenaria, 2692 nucleotides long. RefSeq lists its product as uncharacterized. NCBI's taxonomy places the organism in Eukaryota, Metazoa, Mollusca, Bivalvia, Myida, Myidae. The transcript is spliced from 4 exons. The coding region runs from base 475 to 1578 and encodes 367 amino acids. The record is from RefSeq and is a predicted model, not a curated record.
CACAGGUAACAUAACUUAAAUAACCGGCAUUCAGAUACCAAGACAUUGUGAAAAUACACGUGUGGACUGAUAUAGUGUUUUUCAUUUAUCUUUUGUGUGUUUGAUUUUAUGUUCACAAAUUUAACACGAGGUACUGCACGUUUGUUGUUUUAAACACAAUUGAUUUGUUUCUAUUUUCAAUUGUCAUUCUUUUUUUAAAUUCAUUUUAACCAUCUGACUCAACCAUGAACAAAGCUAUUGUGAUGCGAACAACGUAACUUGAGUACGCUUCAAAAAUUACACUUAAUAUACGGAGUCGAAAGUAACACAUUCAUUGCGUAAUGCUACACAACCGUGACAAAAUACCUAAUCGCUAUUGACUCUAUUAUAUAAGUUUCAUGAAAAUUGUGAUCACUGAAAUCUUGAACACAUUUUAACAACAGCUGGUUAAAGAGAGUGUUGGAUCUAUUGUUCUAGUCAUACGUGUUUGUGGAAAUGCACAUGGAUAAAGUGUCGUUACAGGCGUCUUGUAUCUUGGUUGUGUUGAUAUGGAACUCAGUGUUAGCAAACACGACAGAGGGGGUAGAAAUAGAACAAACGCACGUGCGCACGUGGUCGCGCUGGUACAACACGGACAAACCUACAUCCGAUGAGGUGGAGGAUGAAAGGGUCAUUAGUAUACGUAAGCGCGGAUAUCAGAUCUGUGACGGGAAUGCGCCCAUUGACGUCUUGUGUCGUGCGAAGAACAGUCCCCAUCUGCUGUUUAACCAGGAGAGUGCACACCUCGCACCGGAUAUCCUGUACGUGCAAUGCACGACGAAGGGGCUUCUGUGCAGAACGGCCGAUCAAAGGGACUCCCGGAAGUGUUUGGACUAUCAGAUCCGCUUCGAGUGUUUAUCCGUGCUGGAGCCCAUGCUUCCCCCAAACAUUGGUGUGAUCGGUGUGGCGGCGGGGUUGUCCGUCAUCGUCCCCAUCCUGUGCGUUGCUAUAAUGCACGUAGUCCGAAUCUGCCGGGGCCGCGGCAUCCAAAGCCAGCAGAGCGCAGCCACGGAAAACGCUGAGCAGUCCGUCCAGUCCGACUAUAGCACCCUCCCACCUUCCUAUUCUUUCUUGUUUGGAAGCGAUCCGGAUCUCCGCGUUAGUGACGUUAACGGAUAUGACGUACCGAGUGGCGGAAAUAGCGAGGCUAAUUUAGAGCAAGGACACGUCAACGAUGGAAGUGUUUCAGUGAAUCUUAUCGCGCCGCCUCCAGUGGACGGUUCUCAAGACCGUCUUAGUAGCGGCAGUCUGCCUGACCUUGGAGAGUACCGGAACUCUGUCCAGGGGGACAGGACAUCUCAGGGACCCGCCCAGCCGCGCAGCCCAACAUGGCGUGCGCGGUUUCCCAACAUGCACUUAUCACUUUUUGAACUAUUCCGGUGGCCCUCCAUUCAGGAACCCACGUCCCCGCAAUCCCCCGAUCUCAGUUACGUUCAGACGCCGCCGCCCACAUACAAGGACGCUGUUGAUUUAUUAGCACUGGACAAAAAACCGCCAAGUAGCACAGAUACAACCAUUGAUCUCGAAAAUACACAAGAAAAAGUUGAGCACCCUUCCUAGGUUUUUUCGUACAACUUAAUAAAUUAUACAUGUUUACUUUAUAUUUGUUUAUAACUAAUUUAUACUUUAGAUUUAAACGGUUUCGUGUGUCAUGUAUAUUUAUCCCAGAUCUCAGUUACGUUCAAACGUCGCCGCCCAUAUACAAGGACGCUGUUGAUUUAUACGCACUUAGCAAAAAAACGCCAAGUAGCACAGAUACAACCAUUGAUCUCGAAAAUACACAAGAAAAAGAUUAGCACCCAUCCUAGGUUUUUUCGUACAAAAUUAUAAAUUAUAUAUGUUUACUUUAUAUUUGUAUGUAACUAAUUGAUACUUAAUUUUUGAACGGUUUCUUGUGUCAUGUAUAUUUAUAAAAAUAUAUUGUUGUGCUAAAUUGUAAUUUUCAUUGUGUGCUGAUCUGUAUUUUUUUAUUGAUUUGUUCUUUGUUUCUCUUUUUUUUUCAAUUUUUGUUAAUAUCGAAAAUAUUUAUUUACACACGAUUUACAUUGUUUUAUUACUUAUAUAAUAUUUACGUAUUUUUGUCAAGGAAAAUACGUUUUCGUAUCGUAAGUGUCUUUCAUCCUCCUGCUUCCUAAUUUACCAAAUAAAUCAGUGAGAAAUCUUUACUGCCAACUUUCGGUAAACGUACACAAAGGUGUUUACAGCGUGACAUCGUUACGUUACGUUACGUUACGUUAUUUGCGAAAGGAGGAUUGUCAAUUCCGUUUGUGUUCGGUUGUGGUCGGUGUGUGAGAGCGUAUGUAGGCUUGGCUGAUUAAUUGUUGCUCAGAUUACAUUGAUAAACAGAUGUGCAAUAUUACUUUAGUAAUCUCAUUUACAAGUGAUUCAUUAUAUAGAGUCUAGGCUACAUCAUUCACGAUGUUUUCAUCCUAUCAUUUAAAAAACCCAUUGUGGUAUAGAUCCGUAUUUGUCAAGAGAGAUACAUUGUGUUAAAACUCUGUUCAUAGUUUAACUUUCACGUUGUUUUGUUUAUUAGUUGUGCUGAUUUAUGUACAGUGCACCUAUAAAGCGUGCAAUCAACGACUCUUCUUCAAUGAAUGUCGUGUUAAUGUAUAUAACUUAUAUUACGUAUGUUUCCAUUCCAAAUGUGAUAACAAUAAAACUGAAAAUGAAA